Rhinolophus ferrumequinum (greater horseshoe bat) is the source of this 4811-nucleotide messenger RNA. RefSeq names its product immunoglobulin like domain containing receptor 2 (gene ILDR2). Lineage: Eukaryota; Metazoa; Chordata; Mammalia; Chiroptera; Rhinolophidae. The record is from RefSeq and is a predicted model, not a curated record. The transcript has 11 exons. Bases 1 to 2355 code for a protein of 784 amino acids. Gene Ontology annotation, biological process: pancreas development. Gene Ontology annotation, cellular component: membrane.
AUGCUAGAACCUAAGAGGAAACCCACAGAUUGGGACUUGCUGACAAGUUACCCCAAGUUCCUGCAGGUCCCCGACUUGGCCGUGCCAUCCCUCUGUCGCAGUCCGGGCUGGCCGGAGCCACGUGCAUGCACAGGCUCCCCUCCCUGCAUCCCUCCCCCGGUUCCCCCUGUGCACUUGGUGACUCGGCGCUGGCCGCGGGGGCUGGCACGUGACCCAGAAACUUUGGAGGCCGCGGGGCGGGCGGCGGGUGGCGCUGCGGGGCGGGGAAGUGGAGGCCGGGCUCCCCCGCGCGGCGGGUCUGCGGUGGGGAAUCGCCCGCCGGGCGCCUGGCGUGCGGGAGCCGGAACCCGAGCGGGAGCGGCCGCGCGCGUGGGCCCGGCCGCGCGAUCCGCCCGGGGCGGCGCCCAGGGACGCGGACACCCGCUCGCGCCCGCCGCCGCCUGUGCCACCUGGGCGCACAGAUCUCCACGUUUGUACCGCUUCCCACUUUGCUCAGUCCUUCAUCUGGAUGGGAAGUUGGGGAAGAUGGACAGGGUCGCGCUGGCGUGGGUCGCUCUCUUCUGGCUGACAGCCAUGGCGGAAGGCCUGCAGGUCACAGUGCCCGACAAGAAGACGGUGGCCAUGCUCUUCCAGCCCACGGUGCUUCGCUGCCACUUCUCCACGUCCUCCCAUCAGCCCGCAGUCGUGCAGUGGAAGUUCAAGUCCUACUGCCAGGAUCGCAUGGGGGAGUCCCUGGGCAUGUCCUCUCCCCGGGCCCAGUCUCUCAGCAAAAGGAACCUGGAAUGGGACCCCUACUUGGACUGCCUAGACAGCAGGAGGACUGUUCGGGUGGUCGCGUCCAAGCAGGGCUCCACCGUCACCCUGGGAGAUUUCUACCGGGGGAGAGAGAUCACGAUCAUUCACGAUGCUGACCUUCAAAUUGGAAAACUCAUGUGGGGAGACAGCGGACUCUAUUACUGUGUCAUCACGACGCCUGACGACCUGGAGGGCAAGAACGAGGACUCUGUGCAGCUCCUGGUGUUGGGCAGGACAGGGCUGCUCGCUGAUCUCUUGCCCAGUUUUGCUGUGGAGAUUAUGCCAGAGUGGGUGUUUGUUGGCCUGGUGAUCUUGGGGGUCCUCCUCUUCUUCGUCCUGGUGGGGAUCUGCUGGUGCCAGUGCUGCCCGCACAGCUGCUGCUGCUACAUCCGCUGCCCGUGCUGCCCGGACUCUUGCUGCUGCCCUCAGGCCUUGUAUGAAGCAGGGAAAGCAGCCAAGGCCGGGUACCCUCCCUCUGCCUCCGGUGUCCCCGGCCCCUACUCCAUCCCCUCUGUCCCCUUGGGAGGAACCCCCUCAUCUGGCAUGCUGACGGACAAGCCGCAUCCACCUCCCCUGGCACCAAGUGACUCCACUGGAGGAAGCCACAGUGUUCGCAAAGGUUACCGGAUCCAAGCUGACAAAGAGAGAGACUCCAUGAAGGUCCUAUAUUACGUGGAGAAGGAGCUGGCUCAGUUUGACCCAGCCAGGAGGAUGAGAGGCAGAUAUAACAACACCAUCUCAGAACUCAGCUCCCUACACGAGGAGGAUGGCAAUUUCCGCCAGUCUUACCAUCAGAUGCGAAGCAAGCAGCUCCCCGUGUCCGGGGACUUGGAGAGCAACACUGACUACUGGUCGGGUGUCAUGGGCGGCGGCAGUGGGCCGAGCCGGGGGCCCUCGGGCCUGGAGUACAACAGAGAGGACCGGGAGAGCUUCAGGCACAGCCAGCAGCGCUCCAAGUCGGAGAUGCUGUCGCGCAAGAGCUUCGCCGCGGGCGUGCCGGCCGUGUCCAUGGACGAGCUGGCGGCCUUCGCCGACUCCUACGGGCCGCGGGCGCGCCGGGCGGACGGCAGCCUGGAGGCGCGGGCCGGGGGCCGCCUGGAGCGCGCGGAGACGCGGGCGCGCGGGGGCCUGUUCGCCGACGGCCCGCCCGAGGGCUACUCGCCCGAGGGCUACUCGCCGGAGCGCUACUUCGGGGCGCGGAGCCGCAGCCGCGAGCCCCUGGCCGACGCCGAGCGCGCCUGGAGCCCCGAGGACGCGCCGCUGCCCCGGCUCGUGAGCCGGCCGGCCGCCUGCGAGCACCCGGGCCGCGGGGGCAGCCUGGAGACGCCGGCCCGGCGCGGCGCCCCCUACUACGCCUGGUCGCCGCCCGCCACCUACCGGGCGCGCGCGCCGCGGGGCGACGCCGGGGACGAGCUGGACGACGCGCUGCCGCCCUACAGCGAGCGCGAGCUGAGCCGCGUCCCGUCCCACCGCGGCCGCGACCUGGCGGACAAGAGGAGAAAGAAGGAGCCCGCCAAGAAGCCGAGUGACUUUCCAACCAGGAUGUCCCUCGUGGUCUGAGGUUUGUUUGAAGACAUCUCUGUGGAUGACUAGAAAUCCGAAGCACACGACGGGACCAAGAGCCAGCAGGCCCAGGACCUUCUCUGGCCACCUCCUUGGAAGGUUUGCUGAUCUUUGCUUUGGCAAGGGACGCGGGCCAGCCCGAGGGAGGCUGACGCCAAACCUCAGCGCCCAUCUAACUCGUUUGAGAAACUUCUCAUGAAAAUGACUACGGGUGAAAACAUUCCCACACACGGAGUGUCUCGCCCACGGAGUUCAUCCCGCCCAGUCUCCUUAGCUGAACCGGGAUUCUUUUUCCAAUUCUGAAAGGGCGUUAGCUCAGGACUGCUAGGCUCCAGAAAACGCGUCUGCCCACAGUCUGCGUUUCUGUACCUCCUGGGCUGUGCUUAGAAACCGAAGAAUUUAUUAUUACCCUUAGAAGAAGGCCUUCUCCUGAUGGUGGAAGAUAGCUUCAGGCUAAAUAUACGUUUUAUCCCCAUCCCAUCCCACAUAUGAGUCAAUGACGGUUGUUACCCUAAAAUCAGAAAGCCUUCGGUGAGCUCGGUGACAGUGACAUGCUGGAUGGUCACAGAAAUCACUUCAAUUUUCUGUUCUGAAUGACAUUCUUGAAUUGGCGGAACAAAACGAAAGAGAGGAUAAGUGCCUGACAAGCUGUGUGAGCGGUACUCCUUUUUCUGUUUCGAGAAUGUAAACAACGUUUGGUCUUUCUGCUGCACACGGCGACGUCUGAGUCCUGGACGAUAAGGGCUCUCCCGGCCUCCCCUCUCCUGGACUUUCCACAGGUUGGUGCCACACACAGAGUCCUGCCUCCCUCUGCCCUCUGAGUAGGUUGUCAUCAGGUGCCUUUUGAUCAAUGCUUGAAAAACACACAGAUAAGAGAGGAGGGAGAAAAAACAGGAGAAAGCAGCAACCAAAAUAGAGAAGAAUGAGACAGAAUUGCAGGGAACGGGUGUUCUCAUCAUAUUUGGAAUGGGGGCCGUCUUCCUCACACACUGCACCCAACCUUCUCUGGUUUUGUACUUCAUUUGCCAUGACGUGUUUCUGCCACCGCAGCUCUGCCAGGUCCACGACACCAGCUAUGUGAGCAUGCGUCUCUUGGUCUCCCUGUGCUGCCGCUCUAGAUGCUUUUGGAAGAUGAGGGAUAUUGCUCUCUCCAGAAGAACUUCCUGUUCUCACACCCUUGCCUAACAGAGUGGUUUUGCCUAAAUCGAUGCUAGAUCUCUCUGGACUUUGUCAUUUGUACAGAUUGCAAAAAAUGGCCCCAAACUCUUCUCUUCUCAUCAAGUACAGUCUGUUUCUCCAGCCCUUGAAUCUGGAAUUGGCCACGUGGUUUGACUUGGCCAGUAGCCCAGUCACAAGUGUGACACAAGCAGAGACUUGACACAUUCUUGUGCGUGGGCUUGUCCUGUCUUGCUGCUCUUGGGAUCUGUGCAGUCACCACCAGGCGAGUAAGCCUGGGCUCUCCUGCCCGUCACGACCUCAGACAGUUGACUGCAGACACACACGUGAGCCCAGCCGAGACCAACAGAAGAACUGCCCAGCUGAGCCAACCCAAUUGCUGAUUCCCACGCAAGACAUGAGAAGUUGGUGCAUUCUUCAAAUGUUCAUUUCUCUUCUAGGAAAACUGACUGUUUCUUCUCGUCUGACCGUUCGGCCCUGAGUCCCCGACUCCAUCCAACCUUAGGAGUUUCACGGUCUCCACUUCCUUUGACAGGCUUUAGUCAAAGCUUUUCACCCCAUGCUAUCAUGGUGGGACCCAUGGUUGGGUCAGAACCCUGGAGAAUGACGCUGUGUGGCCUCGCUGUCCCCAGCCCCCACAGUGGUCCAUUCUCUACCUUUGGAUCUAUGGACGACCUCUGAAGACGGUUUCUGCUUCAGCAUCUCCUUGGUCUUCUCCUGGGCCACCUGAGCAGAGCCAGGCCCUGUUCUCCAAGUACCAUUCCACUGGUACCCAUUUCCUUCAUGGCAUUUCCGAAACAGUCCCACAUGUGCCAUGAGAUAAAGAGGUGGCUGGGAGGGCAGGUGGAUGUGCUGAUGGCACCGUGUGGAAAACAGCACGCACGGUGGCGUUGGCCUGUGCAGGAGGAACCAGGAGGACAGUUCAGCUCAGCGCUGGCACUUCAAGGGCUGGAAGACACAAGCCAUACCCCUGGUGCUGAGUGUACACUUGCUGGUGUCCCUCUGAAAGCCUCCAUCUAGUCUGUCUGUUUGGGCCCCAGUUCAGAGGGAAAAGAUAAUUGAAACAUUUCUUAGUCACCAGCUUUGGAUUUCAACUUGCUCAGGCAAUUCUGGAGAAUACUGGGUCACUGCAGUAGCUAGUAUCUCUUCAUACUGAGUUCCGCGUCAGGUUUCUCACCACCAAAGAGCCCCAUAGCACCAGUGGCAAAGACCGAAAAUACGGCUUUGAGUAGCCAGGGGGAAUGUCUGACUUUGGUGAAGGCUGAGGGGGGCAAUGG